Neopelma chrysocephalum (saffron-crested tyrant-manakin) is the source of this 760-nucleotide messenger RNA. It is a transcript of the gene NHP2, whose product is annotated as NHP2 ribonucleoprotein. Gene Ontology annotation, biological process: rRNA pseudouridine synthesis; snRNA pseudouridine synthesis. Gene Ontology annotation, molecular function: box H/ACA snoRNA binding. The record is from RefSeq and is a predicted model, not a curated record. Gene Ontology annotation, cellular component: box H/ACA snoRNP complex; nucleolus. NCBI's taxonomy places the organism in Eukaryota, Metazoa, Chordata, Aves, Passeriformes, Pipridae. The coding region runs from base 16 to 603 and encodes 195 amino acids. The transcript has 4 exons.
AUGUGGAACCGGUAAAUGGGUGCUUUGCCAUUGGCCAGCGCGGCUGUCUCUCACCGCCAGCGCAGCUGCCAAUUGGCUGGCGGGGAGCGGAGAGCCGCGUGUCCCGCCCCGGCGCGGCGCGUGCCCCGGCAGCGGAAGCGGCCCGCGCGAGCCAUGGCGCGGGACAAGCCCGAGGCGGCGGCCGAGGCGGAGGCGACUCCCGAGCGCUCGUACCGGGAGCAGCUCGACUUCCUCAACCCUAUCGCGCAGCCCCUCGCGUCCCGCAAGCUCACGCGGAAGCUUUACAAGUGCAUCAGGAAAGCGGCCAAGCACAAGCAGAUCCGCCGCGGUGUGAAGGAGGUGCAGAAGUUCAUCAACAAGGGCGAGAAGGGGAUCACGGUGCUGGCUGGGGACACGCUGCCCAUCGAUGUGUACUGCCACAUCCCCAUCAUGUGCGAGGACAGGAGCCUCCCCUACGCUUACGUCCCUUCCAAAUCGGACCUGGGAGCUGCGGCCGGCUCCAAGCGCCCGACCUGCGUCAUCAUGAUCAAGCCCCACGAGGAGUACCAGGAGGCCUACGACGAGUGUCUGGAGGAGGUGUCAUCUCUUCCGCUGCCACUGUGAAGAGCCAGGACUGGCUGUGCCCUGCCGGGCCGUGACAGGUCCCUGUGUCCCUGUCCAGGGGCCACAUGGCUGUUUGUGGGGACACCACCAAGAGCACUGACUUGGGGGGAAGGGGAGCACUGUGGGGGUGAAUAAAGGUGUCUGUGCAUUUGUAGAA